This is a messenger RNA of Symbiodinium necroappetens, 4809 nucleotides long. Lineage: Eukaryota; Dinophyceae; Suessiales; Symbiodiniaceae. The record is from the annotation of a GenBank genome assembly.
AUGAACUUCGAAAACCGGGUUGUUGUGGUGACCGGUGCAGGCAAUGGUAUCGGCCGUGCUUAUGCACAUGAAUUUGCCCGUCGCGGAGCCAGAGUUGUCGUCAAUGAUCUUGGUGGUUCGGUGGAUGGCCAGGGCAGCGACAGCGCCACGGCAGACGGUGUGGUUGCAGAGAUCAGAUCCGCCAACGGCCACGCCAUCGCCAACUACGAUUCAGUACUGGACGGCGCACGCAUAGUCGACUCAGCCUUGCGCGAGUGGGGGCGUAUCGACGUUCUCAUCAACAAUGCGGGCAUCGCCUACGCCACGCCUUUCAAGGACAUGACACCUGAGUUGUGGAAACGGAUGCUGGAUGUGCACAUUGAGGGUAGUUUCCAAUGCACACAGGCCGCGUGGCCGCACAUGCUCGAAGCCGGUUACGGUCGGCUGCUCUUCACCUCAUCGCCUUUCGGCUUGUAUGCAGCAGCAAACUUUGCACACUACGCCGCAGCAAAAGCGGCCAUGCUGGGGCUCGCCAAGGCGCUCGCGCUGGAAGGGAAGGCGCAUGACAUUCAUGCUAAUGCGGUAGCGCCGUUCUCGGCAAGCCGUAUGACUGGACGCUCCAAUGAAGAGCAGGAAGCAAGCCCGUUUGGUCCCCGUUAUCUUGCGCAACUCGCCGUUUGGCUGUGUCAUGCGGAUACUCAAGAGACAGGUGGUGUGUUCGAGGUCGGUGGCGGCUUUGUACAUCGCGUACGCAAUGAACUGAGUAACGGUUUGCAUCUGCCUGGGGACGAGUACUCCGCGGAGAACAUUGCCGCCAGCUCCUCCACCCUGGACGAUUUCAGUGCCAGCAUUCACCCUGGUUUAGGCGAAUCCUGGACCAUAGGCAGAGACCCCAUUUCAGCGCUGGCGAAUGCUGUGGCUUUUGCGCGUGAAGCGGGCAGUGCUCAGCUGGUCAUUUACGCGGGUGAUGAGUGUCUGCUGAACGAGGCUUUCAGUCCUGCUCCUGUAGAUGUAUACGCAGUACAGAAAGGCCUGGUUGCAAUUCUUACAGUCAAAGCUCAGCAGAUCGGUCUGCUUCAGAUCAGUGACGCCAUCAAUCAACAUCUGGGUCCGGGAUGGACACAACUGGGCCCGGCGGACGAAGCCAGGCUGACCAUUGAAAACCUGCUGACCAUGACCACCGGUAUGGACGAUGAUUUACAACCGUUGGGAGAGAUUGGUCGCAGCUGGCGCUAUAACAAUACGGCGUACCAAUACCUGAAGAAAAUUCUAUGUCUACGUGCCGGCCACUCCCUGCAGGCAUUGUCCGAACUUUGGUUGUUUGAACCCCUGGGCAUGAAACAGACCACCUGGGUGGAACGUGCAUCCUUAAUGCCCGAUGGCACACCGAUCACGGGUUUGAUGUCCACGGCCUGGGACCUGGCGCAGAUGGGUCGGUUGAUACUGGGGCGAGGCAGCUAUGAGGGAAACAAGCUUCUGGUGGAUGACGGUGUGUUUGACCGGCUUAUUCAGCCGGGUUCCGAGGAGAACCCUGCGUGGGGUCUCUUGUGGUGGAACAAUCGUGGUAGCCAUUACCCGAUACCCAUGCAGGAACAUAAGGUUGUGCCAGGCUCCAUUCUUCCGAACGCACCGGCUGAUCUGAUGGUCGCCAGAGGCGCAAUGCAGAACCACGUCUCGGUUUCACCUUCGCUGAAUCUGGUGGUGGCUCGAACCACACAGGUGCGUGCGGUUGUCAUAACCGGCAGUAGCGAUGAAUUUUUCGUACGCCACUUUUCGGUCGAAGAACUCGACGAUAGUGCUCAAGGGCAUGGUGCGCAGUGGGAAGUGAGCAUGAUCGAUGUGCUCCUGCGUCUUGAAGCGCUGCCUAAACCCGUCAUCUCCGCUUUGAACGGGACCGCUAUGGGUGGCGGGCUUGAGCUUGCACUGGCAACAGACAUUCGCGUCGCGAAGGAUGGUCCUUUCCGCUUUGGGCUCCCGGAGAUUUCAGUGGGCAUCCUGCCUGGUGGCGGGGGUACUCAGCGCUUGAGUGCGCUGAUCGGCCGUCACCGCGCGCUGCUGAUGAUGUGGCGUGCGAAACUCUGCACGCCGAGCGAAGCGCUCGAGAUUGGCCUCAUCGAUGAGUUGGUUGACCUGAACGAGAAGGCGACGGCGUUGGAUCGCGCCAUAGAACUGGCAAGCGAAAUCGCUGCGCGCCCUCCCUUAGCGGUAGAUUGUUUGGUGAGCUUAUGGCUACCGAUGACGCUAAGCGCUAUGAAGAUUGGCUGCAUACCCAUAAACAUCGGCCUUGAUGGGGAAUCAAUGGUACGCAUCGCACAGCAUGCGGAGAAUGUGGGUGUUGAAUCACUCUGGACCUUCGAGCACGUCAUGGUGCCCGAAGAUUAUGUAUCAAAAUAUCCGUACAGCGCUGAUGGAAAGAUGGGCGCUGCACCGGAAACCAGCUUUCUUGAUCCACUCAUCGCGUUGGCCACAAUUGCCGCGCACACAAAAACUAUCCGUCUGGGCACCGGGGUCAAUAUCCUGCCGCAGGUCAAGCCCCUGUUGUUGGCCAAACAAGCUGCGAGUAUCGACGUGCUGUCCGGUGGACGGCUGAUGCUUGGGCUCGGUAUUGGAUGGCUGCAGGAAGAAUUUUCUGCCAUGGACACACCUUUUGAAAAGCGUGGCGCGCGCUUUGAUGACUACAUUGCCGCCAUGAAAAAAGUCUGGUCAGGUGAUGCCAUUGAACACGAUGGCGAGUUUGUUCAGUGGCAGGGGUUCAAAAGCUACCCAUUGCCGGUACAGCAGCCUCUGCCUGUUCACAUCGGUGGUUCAAAAGGCAAGGUGAUGCAGCGCAUCGCCCGCUAUGGCGAGGGAUGGUACGCCCCUGAGGCUGCGCCAGAUCGCAUGCGCCAAUCACUGGAUGAAUUGCGACAGGCAUGUGAGGCGGAAGGCCGGGAUUUCAACACAAUUGAGAUCACCUCUAGCGGCAGCAUGGACGCAGAUCACAUCAAAGCGCUGGAAGAGGUUGGCGUGCACAGGGUGACGCUGCCGCUGUUUGGCCUGGCCGGCGAAAAGGAAUUAGGGUUUGAUCCGGAUGCAUUGAGGGAGAAGUACCGCCUCGAACGUGAUAAGCGCCUGCGACCAGAUGGUAGUAAACAGUACCAGGAGGUUACAGGCGAUUUUGCUCGUUAUGUAGACGACCCUUAUGUCGAAGAAGUGAUCGCUCGCGAUCCGCUGUUUGAUGACGUCGAGGUUGUCGUGAUCGGCGGUGGUUUUGGAGGGCUCAUUACCGCUGCACGACUUCGCGAGGCAGGGGUAGAGAAGAUCCGCAUGAUCGAAAAAGGCGGCGACUUUGGCGGCACGUGGUACUGGAACCGCUAUCCCGGUGCAGCCUGUGACGUGCAGUCCUACAUCUAUCUACCACUGUGCGAAGAACUUGGUUACGUACCUAAAGAAAAAUAUGCGCACGCACCGGAAAUCCUGGCUCACAGCCGCAGGAUCGGCGAGCACUAUGAUUUGUAUGAAGAUGCCUGUUUUCAAACGGAAGUGUCCGGGCUUGAAUGGAAUGAAGAUGAGGCUCGCUGGAUCAUCAGUACAAAUCGUGGCGAUGCGAUGCGCGCUCGGUUUGUAGUGAUGUCGAACGGACCUUUGAACCGCCCGAAACUUCCAGGCAUUGACGGGCUAUCCGAUUUCAAAGGGCAUACGUUUCAUACCAGUCGUUGGGACUAUGACUACACAGGUGGUGGUCCGGAUGGGGGUCUGACCGGGCUCGCAGACAAACGGGUAGGCAUCAUUGGUACGGGUGCCACCGCGGUCCAAUGUAUUCCCCAUCUGGGGGAGGGUGCAAAGGAGCUGUUUGUGUUCCAACGCACCCCAUCAUCGAUUGAUGUCCGCAAUAACAAGCCCACCGACGAAAACUGGGCUGAAAAUCUUCAACCAGGAUGGCAGCGGGAGUUGAUGGAGAACUUCAACUCACUGACUUCCGGCGAAGUGCUGGAAGAGGACCUCGUGCAGGAUGGGUGGACCGAGAUUAUUCGUAAUCUCUUGUCUCUUUCGAACUGGCGUGCAGAGGGCGUGGACUGGUCUGAGAUACCGAAGCUGAUGGAAUUGGCGGAUUUCGAGAAGAUGGAGCAGAUCAGGUCUCGAGCGCAAGCUCUGGUGGAUGACCCGCAAACGGCCGAGGCACUCAAACCCUACUACAGACAGUUUUGUAAACGGCCCUGCUUUCAUGAUGAAUACCUACCCACUUUCAACCGGGAAAACGUGCACCUGAUUGACACCGACGGUAAGGGUGUUGAGAAAAUCACCGAGCGCGGAGUAGUGGCCAAUGGUGUCGAAUACGAGUUGGACUGCAUUGUGUUUGCCACAGGGUUCGAAGUAGGUACGGAAUACACCCGUCGCUCUGGAUACGAUCUGGUGGGUAAAGAUGGCCUUACCCUCAGUCAGAAAUGGUCUGAUGGCAUACGGACGCUCCAUGGCUUACACACUCAUGGUUUCCCUAAUCUGUUUGUGAUGAGCAAUGCGCAGUGCGCCUUCACCGUAAAUUUCCCUCACGCCAUGGAUGAAACGGCGACCCAGAUUGCGUACAUCGUGGACCAGUGCAGGCGCGGAAACAUUCGUACAGUGGAAGCCAGCAAAGAAGCGGAAGAUGCCUGGGUUGAGGAGAUUGUCUCGAUGGCUCGCUUCAGUGAAGAAUUCCAGUCGUCCUGCACACCCGGCUACUACAACAAUGAAGGUCAGCCGAAUCCCAAGAGUGUGCAGAACGCCAGUUAUGGUAAGGGCCCAAAUGCGUUCUUUGCGAAGAUGAAAGACUGGCGUGAGGAAGGCUCAAUGGCGGGGCUGACCUUGGGUUAG